CCGCUAGUCAGAACUGCGCCAGCAGUCGAGCUGUAAGCAUGUGUUGCGCUGUCGCUCUCUGAUACGCUUGUGAUCGUGCUUUCGUCAACUUCGAAUAGUUUUCGCGUGUUCGUUGAAAUCGGAAUUCACUCUGUUUUAUUCAACAGACUUGUGUUACAAUAACUUUAAUUCGAUUUUAUUUUCAAUCGCUGUGUCCUCUGGAAUUUGUACUCUGUUGUUUUUUGUAUGAAAAAAUAAUUAGGAAUUUUGUUGUGCUCAUGCGUGGAUAUUAAGUGUGCUCAGUGCUGGAUUAAGUUUCGCUGAUUUUUUGGAUUAUGCACGUAAAAGAAGAAACCAUUCGAGUCGCCACAAUGCCUCGCUCGUUCCUCGUCAAGAAAAAUAACUACAGUCACUGCCCGCUCAAGAAGCGACCAGUCUACUUCGUGAAGGAUGAAUCAGAAUAUGAUGCAGAUAGCGCGAGCGAUCACUCGGAGCCUGAAAACCUGAGCACGAAACCGCAAGACCUGAGCCUGGCCGGGAAAACGGGAUCAUCAGGUGUCACUCUGAUGAGCAUGAAAGCGCUGACCGGUGAAAGUUGCGGGGUCCUCGGAGCCAUGAGCGGAGCGCCGUGCUAUCCGUCCCUGCCCUCGGCCGCCCCGGCGCACGCGCCCGCGACUCCGUCCAGCAAGACCUGCGGCGGUCCCUUGGAACCGCUCAACCUCAACACUCCGAUGGAGAUGAAGCGGACUUUGUCGCCGCUCAAGUACCGCGAGGCCCCUCCGCCGCCCCCGCACUCCCCGCCGCACUCGGCCUUCAACCCGUACUCGGGCAACAAGGAAGUCUACCCUCACUACUACUCGGCCCUCUCGCCCAGCAAGCCUUGCUACGAGCAGCCCAUCUCCCCGUACACCCGCGAAAGGUCGCCCUCCAAAUCGCCAAGUUACGGUUUCUCGCCUUUCCGACCCGUCCCGACGAUCCCCGUCAAGAGGGAGCUGGACUCGCGACUCUACGUCCCCUACCCCUACGCAGAGAGCUUGUCCCCCGUGUCUCCGACUUGGUCCUCGCACAGCCUCUUCCAGUCUCACUUCCCGCCGCCCGCCACCCCCGAAGAUCUCUCCUCCCCCGGGAGCGUGGCCAGCAGCGGCGAGAGCAGCAGUAGCGGAAGCACCAGCUGCGGCAAGAAGCGGAGCAAAGAGGGCUCCAACCCCCGCUACAAGUGCGUCUUCUGCAACAAGUCCUACUCCACCUACUCCGGGCUCUCCAAGCACCAGCAGUUCCACUGCGCUGCCAACGAGGACUCCUCCGCCAAGAAGACGUUCAGCUGCAAGUACUGCGAGAAGAUCUACUUCUCUCUGGGCGCUUUGAAAAUGCACAUCCGGACGCAUACGCUUCCGUGCAAGUGCAAGCUCUGCGGGAAGGCCUUCUCCCGCCCUUGGCUCCUGCAGGGUCACAUCCGGACGCACACGGGCGAGAAGCCGUUCUCGUGUCAACACUGCAACCGUGCCUUCGCGGACAGGUCGAAUCUCCGGGCUCACCUCCAGACUCACUCCGAUGUCAAGAAGUACUCGUGUCCGACCUGCAGCAAGACUUUCUCCAGGAUGUCUCUCCUGUCCAAACAUACGGAUGGCGGAUGCGCUGGUACAGGAUCCGUGCACUCUGAUGAUCUCCACGCUUUUCAGUCAUUGCCGCGGCCUGUCCCGACGUUGGCUAUCGCAUCAUAGCCUCCUUGUUGAAUCUCUCUCCCCCCACUCCAAACACUAGUCGUUUUUCUUUUUAACUCUGUACUCAGAAACUCCCGUUUCGAACGCUUCUUCUCUCACUCUCUGUUUUCUCCGUCAACAGUUUUCUUCUCCAGAGCUGUUCACGUUCUGGACGAACUUUGUAAUUUCUUGUUGAAUAUCUUGCCUUUUUUAAAGAAAGUAUAUUUCGUAUAGGUUUAUUGAGACUGAAAAUCGUACCAUGUAAAUUUAAUACUCCUCAUGCACGGAAUGAGAGCACACCAUGACAUUAAUGUUUCCCUCGGAUCGAUUUAAAUGUUCUUCAAAAUCAGGUCAACUUUUGAUAUUGCAAUUUUUGAUGAGAAGAAACGCUAUUUUGGACAAAUAGUUGUAUAUUAAGCUCUCAAUAAUCUUGACAUAUUUCAAAAGACAUCAUCAAAAGAUUGUUUGUGAUUUGAACUUAAUUAUCUGUUUUUUUCUCUGAGUUUUCCAACUUUUGCACCAAUGAUUGGGCGAUGAAGCUCUCCCGAUUAGUUCGAUACCAAAUUAUUCCGAUAAAAAGUAUCUGUUUACUUUUUAUAGGUGAUCAUUUUUUUUCAUUUUUUUAUAUUUAAAUAACUUUGCAUCACCUUGAAUAGAUAAUACUCAUUACUUUGUAUUUUUGUAUAAAAUUACAUCGAACCAAUGUAAAUUACGACAUCACUGUCAUAUUUUGAUAGUAUACCAAAGAAAAUUUUCAAGUCAUGGACAAAUUGUUUUGAAGUGUUAUAAUAUCGUAAUAUUUGCGCGUACCAAUUACAUUUUUAUGUAUUUUUCCUGUUUUAAUUUUACUUUUCCCAACAGAAGUCAGAAUAAAAUAUUUUUAUUGUCGAAAAGUAAUAACUAUUCUGCCAGAGCAAUCAGCUGCUCUAAAGUAGAUACGGAUUGACCAUUUUUAAUUGUUACCAGCCAUACAUAAUUUUCAUGAAGUUUUAAUCACCUCAUGUCUCUACACAUUCACAAUUUUAAGGAUAUUUGCUUUAUUUCUGUCCCGUUAAAAAAGCUGAACACAUUACUUGAAAUUGUUUAUUAAUUAAAUUGGCUUUUUAUCUCAACUUUUUGGAUAUAAUACUCAACUGUUUUCAAAGGACUUAUUGAACAGAAACUUAAUACUCUCAAAAAUUGCAGCCAUUUCAUGAAUAGUUAUUUAAAAUUUGACACUUGAACAACAUGUGAAACUAACGCUUCUUUUUCUGCAAGAAAUUUUCGUUAGAAGUGCGUUAUUACACAUUAUAACGCUUGGUAAAAGCCAUUUUUGAAACUAGUCACGCCUAAGGCAUUUAUAAAUUAUCAGUUAAUUGUACAGUAAAUUAGAUUUGAAGGUCUCUGUAAAUAAUUCUGUGCCUUAAAUCUUUUAAGUUUCUUGUAAAUGUUCUUUGUGUAUUAUUGUUCCUUUUAUGAAUAUUUAUUUUUUCAAGAAAUUUCUUUUCUCGUGAAAAGAGGUAUAUUCUUUGUAAUAAAAAAUCGUUUGAUAUUUCAAA
Bemisia tabaci is the source of this 3217-nucleotide messenger RNA. Its product is annotated as protein escargot. Gene Ontology annotation, biological process: regulation of DNA-templated transcription. The record is from RefSeq and is a predicted model, not a curated record. Gene Ontology annotation, molecular function: DNA-binding transcription factor activity, RNA polymerase II-specific; RNA polymerase II cis-regulatory region sequence-specific DNA binding. Lineage: Eukaryota; Metazoa; Arthropoda; Insecta; Hemiptera; Aleyrodidae.